AUGAUAAAAACUAAUAUUUUUUCAAGUGUCUUAGGUGCUGCUGAAUCAACUGUCAAUAUUGAUAAUAGAAAAGAUGAUGAAAGUGCAAUAGCGACAACACCGACAUUGAAAUCAAAUCGGACACCCACCAUUCAAAUCGAUGAUGCGAUUCGGAAGCUCAUCAACACUAAUUCAGCAGCAACGAUUUUAGAGAAAAGAAAUAGUGACUUUGAUGAUUGUUCAACGAAUGAAAAUGAUUCUAGUGAAGUCUAUUCAGAUUCAGAUAUUGAAGAAGUGAUAAAUUGUAACGAUAAAAAUCAAUGUCUUUCUUCUAGCGCGAUAGCGUUGGCUAAUAAAAAUGUCGAUUCUCCAAAUUUGUGCCAAUCGAGUAUUCUGUGCACCAAUAAUGAUGCCAAGCCAAACAUCGGAAGCAUUGCUGUGCAAAACUCAUCCGAUAUCACAUUCGGAAAUAAAACAUUUUACCAGGGUCCAGUAACAAUAAAGCAAUUUGUUUAUGAUAAAAACAAAUGGAAUGAGACGGAACCACGAACGAAACAAUACGAAAACUAUAACCUAGGAUACAUAAACAAUAGCAACGAAGACAUAUCCACACAUCAAAAGUACUUCCCAAACGAUAAGGAAAAUCCGUGUGAACUGCAAAAGAAAUCAAAGUGGACCAAAAAGCGGACGUUGAAGCGUGCAGUUAUAGGUGGAGUUAUAGCUUGUUCAUUGUUGGCAAUAAUAAUAAUAAUAUUGCAGCCUAGUAGCAGUGGACACCACGAACAUUCGUCAAGUUCAGAUUUGCUCCCAAAUAUAACUGAGCCAUUACGAUUCGUUAAUAGAAGUGAUUGGGAAGCGCUGCCACCAAAACAUAAGCUAGAACCACUUCACUUGCCCGUACAACGUGCAAUCAUCGCACAUACGUUCACCAAAAGUUGUACAACACAGGAAUCAUGCAGUGAUGAAGUUAGAGCGAUUCAAAAAUAUCACAUUGAUGAAAAUGAGUGGGAUGACAUUGGUUACAAUUUCUUGGUUGGUGGUGAUGGUGCCAUUUAUGUCGGUCGUGGAUGGGAUAACCAGGGUGCACAUACAAAAGGUUACAAUGUAGGAAGCAUUUGCAUUGCGUUCAUUGGAUCUUUUGACGAAGAGGAGCCGCCAAAAUUACAGAUAUAUGAAGCACAAAAACUAAUUAAAUUUGGAGUUAUGUUGGAAAAAUUGAGUCCCGAUUUCAGACUCUACGGUCAACGUCAGUUGAAGUCAACAAAGAGUCCUGGUCUACUAUUAUACGAGAUCAUCAAAAAAUGGGCUCACUGGACUGAAAAAAUCGAAUGAUAUCGUCAAAAAAAUGAAUAAAUUAUAUGUUGAUUCUUGUCUAUUAAUAAUAAUGAUCAAACACUCAAACACUUAA
Contarinia nasturtii (swede midge) is the source of this 1387-nucleotide messenger RNA. Its product is annotated as peptidoglycan-recognition protein LC-like. Gene Ontology annotation, molecular function: N-acetylmuramoyl-L-alanine amidase activity; zinc ion binding. Bases 1 to 1311 code for a protein of 436 amino acids. Lineage: Eukaryota; Metazoa; Arthropoda; Insecta; Diptera; Cecidomyiidae. The transcript has 6 exons. The record is from RefSeq and is a predicted model, not a curated record. Gene Ontology annotation, biological process: peptidoglycan catabolic process.